Messenger RNA from Trifolium pratense (red clover), 949 nucleotides. RefSeq names its product actin-related protein 2/3 complex subunit 4. Bases 239 to 748 code for a protein of 169 amino acids. The record is from RefSeq and is a predicted model, not a curated record. The transcript has 8 exons. Gene Ontology annotation, cellular component: actin cytoskeleton; Arp2/3 protein complex. Lineage: Eukaryota; Viridiplantae; Streptophyta; Magnoliopsida; Fabales; Fabaceae. Gene Ontology annotation, molecular function: actin filament binding. Gene Ontology annotation, biological process: Arp2/3 complex-mediated actin nucleation; actin filament polymerization.
AUAAAUAUAUAUAUUUUUUGUUUCAUUUUAUGAUUAUGCAGGUAGAAUAUAUAUGAUUUGAUUCCUUCCUCCUGAAAAGUGCAGUAGCUAGUAGUUGGUGAGAUUCAUUCAUUCAUUCAUUCGGAUCCUCCUUCUUUCAUCAUCAGAUUCAUUCAUUCAUUCACUUUAUUUAUCCACCUCGCUUAAACUCCACUUCAACAAUUUUCCAAUUUUCUCAGAUUCAAAUCCAAACAAACUCAUGGGUAGCACAUUACGCUUAUAUUUAACCUGCAUUCGCAACACACUCCACGCUGCAAUGUGCCUUCAGAAUUUUCCUUGUCAAGAAGUUGAAAGACAUAACAAACCCGAAGUUGAACUCAAGUCCAGCCCUGAACUCCUUCUCAAUCCUGUUGUGAUAUGCCGAAAUGAAGCUGAAAAAUGCUUAAUAGAAACAUCUAUCAAUUCAUUAAGGAUAAGUCUUAAGGUGAAGCAGGCUGAUGAACUUGAAAACAUAUUGACGAAGAAAUUUCUUAGAUUUUUGUCAAUGAGAGCUGAGGCUUUCCAAGUACUGAGGAGAAAGCCUGUGCAGGGAUAUGAUAUUAGCUUCCUUAUUACAAAUUACCACUGUGAGGAGAUGCAGAAGCAAAAACUCAUUGAUUUUAUAGUGCAAUUUAUGGAGGAUAUCGAUAAGGAGAUAAGUGAGCUCAAAAUGUCAGUGAACACACGGGGGAGGCUCGUGGCUACGGAGUUUCUGAAGCAGUUUAUCUGAUGCUUUGGACUAGUUAGAAUUAGAACUACCAAGUCCGUGUAAAUUGUACUAUUUCAAAUCUAGUCCUACUUUCUUUCUGAUUACCAAUGCUCGUGUCUUUAUUAUAUUCAGUAGCAGUAAAGAAUAGUUUCUGUAGAGGGAAAUAUUAAGUCAUAUUGGAAAAUAUUGUGCCUUCAUUAUAAAUGGUUAUCACUUAUCACA